AUUUAAAAACCUUGAUUAAAUAAACUUAUUAAAAAGACCAUGCAAUGAACAUUGAACAACCCUUCUAAAAGAGCAAAUGUCAUCUUCACUCCAUUUCUCACCCUUUUCCUUUAUUUCAAAAUAUUCCAUCUUUUUCUUCUACUAAUGGCAGCUGCGGUCCUCUUCAAAUAUGAACUACAACAUUUAGUCCUCCCUUCUUAGGCAUUAUUCAUGUGUUGUCACACCAUAACCAUCACAAUUAAAAGUAGAUGUUUCGAAGCAUCAAGCUAGAACGUUUAGCCAACUAUCCGAUCAUACAGGUAGGUUAUAUAAGAUCAAUAAUCUUAUUACAAAAGGAUAUUUCUUAUUCGAUCUUCAUUUUAAUAUCUCAUUGGAACCUUCAUCUUACAUCAACAAAAUAGAAAAACAUGCAUGGUUGAAUUUAGAAUAGAUUGAUACAUGACUACAUGUAAUAAAAUAUUAGUCAAUAAAUUCGAGAUUUAUCUAGAAAGUCAAUUUUCAACUCCCAUACAUAUCCGAUAAAGUCAAUCCUCCAAUUCUCCUUAUAAUAAAUCACUCGCAUCACCGCCGUCGGAUUAAUCACAAAAAAGCCGCCUAUCAAAAUCUUCCUCACUUAUUACGUCAUCACAUGCCAAAGCAAAGACUCCUUUGGACCCCACUUUCUUCCUUCCCACGACAACUCCUACCCUUCUUUAAAAACUUUAAUGUUUUUAGUAACACUUAAAAAUAAAAAUACCCAAAAAAAAAAAAAAAAAAAACUAUUUUCUCUCUUUCCAAAUGAAGACCCGCCAUUGCUGCACUACCAACAACCUCUAUACUAUUAUUUCAUUUCUGUUAAUCCUCCUAAUGAUACCGACACGUGCGGUGUAUGCGCAACAAUCGUCAAAUUCACCGGAUAACGAUUAUAAUGGGUUGGACAAUAGUAGAGUAAGCCCAUCAAUGGCUCUAAUUGUGAUUGUUUUAGUCCUUGGGUUUUUCAUCACCGGAUGUAUUUCCAUCUAUAUCCAACAAUGUUCCAAUAAUAGUACGGGCGAUACGACCACUAUCGCCCGAAACGGUAACAUAGUAAGAAUUAACCAACGGGGACUUGACCGAUCCGUGAUCGACACGUUCCCGACAUUUUUAUACUCUGAUGUAAAGGAGUUGAAGAUCGGUAAAGGGUCACUCGAGUGCGCGGUUUGUCUUAAUGAGUUCGAAAAGGAUGAAACGCUGCGUUUGCUACCGAAAUGUGAUCAUGUUUUUCAUCCUGAGUGUAUUGACGCUUGGCUUAUUGCUCAUACUACUUGCCCGGUUUGCCGAGCUGAGCUUGUUCCUGACGCACACGAGUCGUCGAGUGAGGAUAAUCCUCACUUGGCGGAAGGUGAGUCUAGAACGACGAGCUAUGAAGUGGAGAUUACGGUUCUACCUAUGCCACCGAAGGGGAGAGUGCCGAGAUCGCACUCAACGGGUCACUCACUGGUUCGAUCGAGUGAGGAUCAUGAGCGGUUUACGCUUCGGUUACCGGAUGAGGUUCGGAAGCAGUUGAUGGUGGCUAGGCCGAAGCUGAACCGGUCAGCUAGCUUGGUGGUUUUGCCUCGGGUGUCGAGUUCACGACGGGGGUAUCGAAAUGGUGGCGGAGAAGGUAGUGGAAGUAGUCGUUACGGACGAUUUUUCGGGCAUUCGUUUAGGUGGACAUCGAAAAAAUAACGGUGGUGACAGAGAUUUAGGUUCGGGGUCUAAGAGGUUUUAUGGCACGGUUGUAACACCGGUAGAGGGUUUGCCUCGGCUUCCUGUUUGAGUGUUAGCUAGACCUUAGACCCCUUUUCAUAAUUCGAUAAUUGUAUAUUAUUGUUUAUUUAUUUUACUAUAGGGUUAGUUAAUUUCCCAAGUUACAUUAGUUAAUCUAUUUCUUUCAUGGUGAGGUGUAAAUUUAAUCUGUAUAGAAUAUAAUUAUUGUUCAUUUCAUUGGGACAAAUGAAUUAUUAGAAAAUGUUGUAUAUACUACCAUGUUAGAAUAAUGUACAAUGAGUGUGAUCCAAACUACUCUAUAAUUUGAGUAAAUUAUACGGAGCGAGUAGUGGAGGAGCACAAGUUUUAAUUAGUGUGAAUUGUAUACAUCGAUAAUACAUAUAGUAUCAACCUUAUCUUAUUAUAAUUGUAAUCGUUGUUAUGAUGUCUGUUACGAAAUUUACCAUGUC
This is a messenger RNA of Chenopodium quinoa (quinoa), 2177 nucleotides long. RefSeq names its product E3 ubiquitin-protein ligase ATL6-like. The transcript has a single exon. The record is from RefSeq and is a predicted model, not a curated record. NCBI's taxonomy places the organism in Eukaryota, Viridiplantae, Streptophyta, Magnoliopsida, Caryophyllales, Amaranthaceae. The coding region runs from base 778 to 1686 and encodes 302 amino acids.